Molecule: messenger RNA, 3716 nt
Organism: Fundulus heteroclitus (mummichog)
Lineage: Eukaryota; Metazoa; Chordata; Actinopteri; Cyprinodontiformes; Fundulidae
Gene: mybpc2b
Product: myosin binding protein Cb
Exons: 31
Coding region: 206-3595 (1129 amino acids)
Molecular function (GO): protein binding
Source: RefSeq, a predicted model, not a curated record
GUCUCAUGCCCCCACUCUCUGAGUGCUUCUCAACUUGAACUCCACAAGGGCGUCAUCAGUCUCUGCAGUCUCUCUCGCUCACUGAAGGGUGUGGGGGGACUUGAGUUCCAGGGAAGCUUUGAAUAACAAAGAGGGGAGAAAUAAAAGGAAUAAGCCCAACAAGCCCUCAGUCAUCCGGCAGAAAAGAGAAGACGCAGGAAUAACCAUGCCUGAGCCUGUCCCUGAAGCUAAACCAGCUGAGGAUGCGCACCCAGCUGAUGGAGCAGGUUCAGAAGCUGAUGAUGAUGCGGAGAAAAACGCUGCGGGGCAGGAGAACCAGACGACUACGCUCAGUGGGCUUUUUGUGGAGAAGCCGCCGGAGAGCGUGGUCGCUGUCGCAGGAUCCGACGUGACCUUCAUAGCCAAGGUGGAUUCGAGUACUCUGACGAGAAAACCCACCAUGAAAUGGUUGAAGGGCAAGUGGCUGGACCUGGGAAGCAAGGCUGGGAAACACAUGCAGUUCAAAGAAACAUACGACAGAAACACCAAGAUCUACACGUAUGAGAUGAAGAUCAUCAAAGUGGUGGCUGGAGAUGCUGGAGGCUACAGGUGCGAGGUGACCGCUAAGGACAAGUGUGACAGCUCAACCUUUGAGAUCACCGUGGAGGCUGCACAUCAGGAGGACCAAGCAGAUAUUUUGUCUGCGUUCAAAAGAGCAGAUGCUGGAGAGGAUGAAGGAGACCUGGAUUUCAGUGCCCUGCUAAAAGCUGCUAAAAAGAAGAAGAAACCUGAGAAACAAGAACCAGAGAUUGACGUGUGGGAGUUGCUCAAAAGUGCCCACCCAAGCGAGUAUGAGAAAAUCGCCUUCCAGUAUGGCAUUACUGACCUGAGAGGCAUGUUGAAACGCCUAAAAAAGAUGAAAGAGGUGCAGAAACAUAGCGAGGCUUUCCUGAAGAGGCUCGAGUCUUGCUACUCGGUGGAAAAGGGCAAGAAAAUCGUCAUGUCGUGUGAGGUUCUCGAUCCCAACGUCCAGGUCAAAUGGUUGAAGAAUGGCCAGGAGAUCAAACCCUCAGCCAAGUACGUCAUGGAGGCCAUCGGUAAUGUCCGAACACUCACCAUCAACAAGGCCAACCUGUCCGAUGACGCUGCGUACGAGUGUGUGGUCGGCGAUGACAAGUGUUCCACAGAGGUGUACGUCAAAGAGCCCCCCAUCACCAUCACCAAGCUGAUGGAUGACUAUCAUGUGGUCGUGGGAGAAAGAGUGGAGUUUGAGAUUGAGGUGUCUGAGGAGGGUGCUCAUGUCAUGUGGUACUUUGAGGAUCAGGAGCUUAUCAAAGACAAGGAAUCCACAAAGUAUCGCUUCAAGAAGGACGGGAAAAAGCACACGCUUAUCAUCCAGGAGGCCACGCUGGAUGAUGCUGGGAUGUACCACGCCUGGACAAACGGAGGGCACACCAAAGGAGAGCUGGAGGUGGAAGAGAAGGAGCUGGAGGUGCUGCAGGACAUUGCUGACCUGACAGUCAGGGCGACAGACCAGGCCAUGUUCAAGUGUGAAGUGUCCGAUGACAAGGUCACAGGCAAGUGGUUCAAAGAUGGAGUGGAGGUGUUGCCAAGCGAGCGCAUCAAGAUGACUCACAUUGGAAGGUUUCACCGACUGGUUAUUGACAACGUGAAGCCAGAGGACGCUGGAGACUACACGUUUGUUCCCGAUGGAUAUGCUCUGUCACUUUCUGCCAAACUUAACUUUUUGGAAAUUAAGAUUGACUACGUACCGAGACAAGAUCCACCAAAGAUCCACCUGGACACCACAGGAAACAUGGUCUCUCAGAACACCAUUAUUGUGGUGGCAGGCAACAAGCUUCGUCUGGAUGUGGAGAUCACGGGAGAGCCGGCGCCCACUGUGGUUUGGUCCAAAGGAGAUGAGCCAAUCACAGCCACUGAGGGGCGGGUAAAGGUGGAGUCCAGGAAGGACCUCAGCUGUUUUGUCAUUGAGGGUGCCGAGAGAGGUGAUGAGGGCAACUACAGCAUCUGUGUCACCAACCCUGCAGGAGAGGACAAGGCUGUGUUGUUUAUAAAAAUUGUGGAUGUGCCCGACCCCCCUGAGAAUGUCAAAUGCACCGGAGUGGGCGAGGACUGUGCCACCAUUGUUUGGGAGCCCCCUAAAUUUGACGGUGGUGCACCGAUCAAAGGUUAUCUCAUGGAAAGAAAGAAGAAAGGCUCCUCAAGAUGGACGAAGCUCAACUUUGACGUAUAUGAAUCCACCACAUACGAGGCCAAGAGGAUGAUUGAAGGAGUCCUGUAUGAAAUGAGGGUGUUUGCUGUCAACAGCAUUGGCUUGUCUCAGCCAAGUCUGAACUCCAAACCCUUCAUGCCCAUCGCCCCAACCAGCGAGCCGACGCGUCUGAUGGUCCACGAUGUGACAGACAGCACAUGCACCUUGAGGUGGCUCGCCCCGGAGAAGAUCGGAGCCGGCGGUCUGGACGGCUACGUCAUUGAGUAUUGCAAAGAGGGCGACACUGAGUGGGUAGCGGCGAACACGGAUCUGUGGGAGAAGCAGGGGUAUGUGGUGCGUGGCCUCCCCGUGGGAGAGAAGAUCAAUUUCAGGGUGGUGGCAGUAAACAUUGCCGGUCGCAGUCCGCCUGCCACACUGUCACAGCCCGUUACCAUCCGCGAGGUUGUUGAAUAUCCAAAGAUCCGCCUUCCACGUGAGCUGAGAACAAAAUACAUCCGAAAAGUUGGAGAAAAGAUUAACCUGACCAUCCCAUUCCAGGGUAAGCCCCAUCCUGUGGCAUCUUGGUUCAAGGAUGGCCAGCCGGUUGAUCCCAAGAUGGUGAACGUUCGCACCACAAACGUAGACAGCAUCCUCUUCAUACGCUCGGCAGAAAGAGAGCACUCUGGAAAAUACGAGCUGGUCCUGAAGAUUGAGAACAUGGAGGACAGAGCCUCCAUCGACAUCAGGAUCAUUGAGAAGCCUGGGCCUCCACUGAAUGUGAGGGUGACAGACGUCUGGGGGUUCAAUGCCGCACUGGAGUGGGAGCCCCCAAAAGAUGACGGCAACUGUGAGAUCACCGGAUACACCAUCCAGAAAGCUGACAUGAAGACUAAGGAAUGGUUCACUGUUUACGAACACAACAGACGGACAAACUGCACAGUCUCAGAUCUGAUCAUGGGUAAUGAGUACAUGUUCCGGGUCUACAGCGAGAACCUCUGCGGCCUGAGCGAGGAGCCGCGGUUCAGCAAGAACACGGCCACCAUUGCUAAAACAGGCCUGGAGCAGAAACAAACUUCCUACAAGGAGAUGGACAUGGCCUGUGCACCCAAAUUUACUCAGCCCCUGGUGGACAGAUCUGUUGUAGCUGGGUACAGCACUGCAAUCAGCUGUUCUGUGAGAGGCUUUCCCAAGCCUAAGAUCGUCUGGAUGAAGAACAGAAUGAUCAUCGGUGAGGAUCCCAAGUUUUUGAUGCAGAACAACCAAGGGGUGCUGACGCUCAACAUCCGCAAGCCGGGCACUUUCGACGCGGGCAAAUACUCCUGCAUGGCGGUCAAUGACCUGGGUCAGGAUGAAGUGGAGUGCAAGCUGGAUGUCCGAGUGGCCACAGACCCGGAUAAAAAAUGAGGAGCCGAACAGCGGAGGGUGUGAAAUCGCAUGAGCCAAACUGCAGAUGUAGAGUGAAUGUCACCAUGAGGGAUACAAGUUAUUACGAGUGAUUCAAAUAAAGUUUAUUGAUGAUCUGCAA